This is a messenger RNA of Spathaspora passalidarum NRRL Y-27907, 1663 nucleotides long. Its product is annotated as rRNA-processing protein. NCBI's taxonomy places the organism in Eukaryota, Fungi, Ascomycota, Pichiomycetes, Serinales, Debaryomycetaceae. The record is from RefSeq and is a predicted model, not a curated record. Gene Ontology annotation, cellular component: 90S preribosome; nucleolus. The coding region runs from base 18 to 833 and encodes 271 amino acids. The transcript has a single exon. Gene Ontology annotation, biological process: maturation of SSU-rRNA from tricistronic rRNA transcript (SSU-rRNA, 5.8S rRNA, LSU-rRNA).
CACUAUAAGAACUAGAAAUGGCCAAAUAUAAAACAGUAAGACCCGAAUAUGACGACGAAUCUUCUGACGAAGAUAUACAAAACAACUGGAAAAACAAUAAUAAUGAAGAAGAAGAAGAUGAUGAUGACGAGCUUUCAAGAAUGUCAUUUGGUGCAUUGAAUGCUGCUCAAGCCAAACUCCAAUCAUAUUCUGACGACGAAGAUGAGUUCUUGGAAUCUGAUUCUGAUUCAGCACCUGAAGAAACAAGUAGUAGACACCAAACUAAUGAUAAUAAAAAGAGAUCCAAGCAUGCACCCCUGCAGCUGUCUUCCAAACGUCCAGUUUCUAAAAUAAGAGAUAUCCCUGGUUUAGAAGUAAAGAAAACCGGAUCAGGAUUAUAUACCGAUAUAAGAUUCGAUGCAGCAUAUGGGAAAGCAGAUUUAAGUAAAACUCGUCGUGACUAUGCCUUUUUGGAUGAAUAUAGACAACUGGAAAUCAAACAGAUGGAACAAGUAUUAAAAGACAAGAAAUCAGCCAAUCUACUUUCAGAACAUCAAAGAGAAGAUAUCAAAUUACAAUUACAGCUGUUAAAGUCAAGAAUGGAUACAUUAAAGAAUCGUGAUUUGGAGAAUCAAAUUCUCUCAUCCCAUAAGAAACAACAAUUGCAAGAUUUCAAAGUUGGUAAACUGACGAAUCCAUAUUUCCUUAAACGAAGCGAAAAGAGAAAGAUAUUGCAAAAGGCCAAGUUUGAUUCUAUGAAACCUAGACAAAGAGAAAAGGUUAUGGAAAGAAAGAGAAAGAAGAGAUUGGGUAAAGAGUUUAGACAAUUGGAGUUUAGACAACAGAAUCACUAACUUAUAAACUUUUAACUUUGCAUAGAAUUUUAUCAUCAAAAUGUAUAUUAAACAAACUGUAGGGGAAAUAAUAAUAGAGAUCUUAUAUACAAGAAAUAUGGCGAUGAGAUACCACACCAACAAAACUGUGUGAACUAUGCCCUUAAAUGUCUAUUAUUUAAUUUAUUUCUUAUUCUCGUUAGCAACCCAAUCUUCGUAACUUCCCACAUAGUUACCUCUCUUGUUAUAUCCAAAAGUUCUCGCUAAUUCUUCGGCAGCUGUGCUUCUAACGCCACCCAAACAAUAAAACACCAAUUCCUUAUCUCUAGAAGGCUUUUCAAAACCAAAACUUUCCAAGAAAUCGUCUUCAUUCAAUUCUAAUGCGCCUGGACUGGUCUUGAAUGGCAAGUUAAUAGCACCAGGAAUAUGUCCUUCGCUGAAUUCAAUUGGUUCUCUAACAUCAACCAAAACAGUUUCAGGGUGUGAUUCUGGAUUGGUGGCCAAUUUCUUGACAUCCUCGUAUGUGUAAAGCUUGGCUUCUGGGGAUUCAGUAAGAACAGAAUAUGAUCUGUAGUGAGCAUUGCGUGAUGCAAUCAACACAGUCUUGGUGGCAUUGAAUAAUCUAGGAGUGACAGUGGUUGAUCUAAAAAGGGCGUUUGUGGUAAAAGCUCUGGAUGAAACGAGACCAGUUCUGACAACGGAACUUCUCAAUGAUCUAAGGGCAUGCAUUGGAUAUAUUAUGAAAAAAGAUGGAUGUUUAUUUGUGUAUCUAGUUGACGCAAUCGGUUAGAUCGGAGGCGUAUAUAGUUGUAAUGUAUGAGUCACGUAGGAGGGGGCGGAUCUUUCACGAU